CUGGUCCCUAAAGUCUGUUUCCGUUUCACGCUCCAACUCACUCGAACCUUCUUCCAGUAGCCGUAUCUGCUCCUGCUUCCAGCUCUAUCACUGUUUGAGGUUUCUGUUGAAGCGCUCCCUCCAUCUUUUCAAUAAGGUUCCCGCAAUGGUUCGGUCCAACGCCACACGCCUAGCCUGCCGCCUCGCUCGCGAUUCCCUCUCGUCCCACCUUGUGCGUGAUUCGGGUCGCAUAGGGGUGUACAGACAAUUUACUACGUCAAUAUACGAUAAAGUCAGAGUCUUUUCCAAUUCGACAUUUUGGAAUGGAGCUAAUGAAAGAGGCAGGCUGAAACUCGGAUUGCCAAGAGCCGAUUUUGGCGCUACUAGAUGCAUCCAUGCCACAGCACACAUGUCAGCCAAAGAUUAUUAUGACGUACUUGGCAUUGGCAAGAAUGCAACUGCAUCUGAGAUAAAAAGAGCUUAUCUUGGGCUUGCUAAGCAGUUGCAUCCAGAUGUGAAUAAAGAUGAUCCAGACGCUGCAACAAAGUUUCAGGAAGUUCAAAAGGCGUAUGAGGUUCUGAAAGAUGAUGAACAACGACAAACAUAUGAUAAGCUGGGCCAUGAUGCUUACAACAACAUGAAUGCGAAUGGUGGUGCUGGUCCGGGGACUGGUUUUGGUGGCUUCCCUGGUUUUGAGGAGCUCUUUAGAAAUCCCGAUAUAUUCAACUUUAUGAACCAGAGGAUGGGUGGCGAAGAUGUCAAGGUUUCUGUUGAAUUAUCAUUCAUGGAAGCUGUUCAGGGUUGCACCAAGUCUCUAUCAUUCCAAACAGAAUUAGCUUGUGGUGCUUGUGGUGGAAGUGGCGUGCCCCCAGGGACUAGGCCUGAAACUUGUAGACUCUGCAGAGGUGCUGGCAUGGUGAUUCAGAAAAAUGGUUUCUUCACGCUACAGACUAUCUGCCCUCAAUGUAAAGGAUCUGGAAAGACCGUAUCAAGUUUCUGCAAGACUUGCAAGGGAGAACGAGUAGUGAGAGGGCUUAAAACUGUGAAGUUGGAUGUUAUGCCAGGAGUUGACAAUGAUCAGAUUCUGAAAGUGUAUAGAAGUGGUGGAGAAGAUCCUGAAGGCAAUAAACCGGGUGAUCUUUAUGUCACUAUCAAGGUUAGGGAAGAUCCAGUGUUCCGGAGAGAAGGAUCUGAUAUCCAUGUCAAUGCUGUUCUUAAUAUGACACAGGCAAUUUUGGGAGGAACUGUGCAAGUGCCUACUCUGACUGGGGAUGUUGUUGUCAAGGUACGACCUGGCACCCAACCUGGCCAAAAAGUUGUCCUGAAACAGAAAGGGAUUAGAGCAAGGAAUUCAUAUUCAGCCGGGGAUCAGUAUGUGCACUUCAUUGUCAACAUUCCCACGAACUUGACACGUAGACAACGUCAAUUGAUUGAGGAAUUUUCUCUGGAAGAACAAGGAGACCAGGACAAGGGCGCUGCUGCAGGAGCCUCUAGGUAGAGCCAAGCACUAAAGAAAGAAAGUUCAUCCAAAAAACUAAAGGGGCAUUAGAAUUCUUUGCAGUACACACCUGGACAAUUUUUAAUCAGUAUUUAAUUUAUAGUAGUACCUUCUUUCUUUUGGGCAAAUUUGUAACUGUUAUUCUAAAGAAGAAUGACAUUGUUAACACUUAACAUGGUGAAAGCAUAGAUGAGUUGAACUUAAUGAUUGUUUGGUAUGUCAUUUGCCACAAUUUAUUGUACAUAAACAUCUAUGAGACUAUGAUUUUUGUCUACUUGUUGCUCGUUUCAAUUCAGUUAGAGCAAAUUUAUA
This is a messenger RNA of Cuscuta epithymum, 1789 nucleotides long. NCBI's taxonomy places the organism in Eukaryota, Viridiplantae, Streptophyta, Magnoliopsida, Solanales, Convolvulaceae. The record is from the annotation of a GenBank genome assembly.